This is a messenger RNA of Balaenoptera ricei (Rice's whale), 3071 nucleotides long. It is a transcript of the gene ZKSCAN2, whose product is annotated as zinc finger with KRAB and SCAN domains 2. The transcript has 7 exons. Gene Ontology annotation, biological process: regulation of transcription by RNA polymerase II; central nervous system development. Bases 106 to 3015 code for a protein of 969 amino acids. Gene Ontology annotation, cellular component: nucleus. The record is from RefSeq and is a predicted model, not a curated record. Gene Ontology annotation, molecular function: RNA polymerase II cis-regulatory region sequence-specific DNA binding; DNA-binding transcription factor activity, RNA polymerase II-specific. Lineage: Eukaryota; Metazoa; Chordata; Mammalia; Artiodactyla; Balaenopteridae.
CCCUGCCUUCCCACACUUCCAAAACCAUUAGCAGGGAGCUCUCGAAGGUUUGGUUUCUUCGAGUCUCCUUUGAGCUAGACGUGAGGUUGACCCCCGGGUUAGAGCAUGGCUGCAUCCCUGGACCCUCAGAUCGACGCGCCCCUGAAGGUUGAGGGAUGCCUAAUAAUGAAGGUGGAAAAGGAGCCCGAGUGGGCAUCGCAGCCCAUUCUGGAAGGAUCGGACAGCUCUGAGUCCGAGACUUUUCGCAAGUGCUUCAGGCAAUUCUGUUAUGAGGAUGUGACCGGACCCCAUGAAGCUUUCAGUAAACUCUGGGAACUUUGCUGCCGGUGGCUGAAGCCAGAAAUGCGUUCCAAGGAACAGAUCCUGGAGCUGCUGGUGAUUGAGCAGUUUCUCACCAUUUUACCCGAGAAGAUUCAGGCGUGGGCACAGAAGCAGUGUCCGGAAAGUGGAGAGGAGGCGGUGGCCCUGGUAAUACAUUUGGAGAAAGAGACUGGAAGACUAAGACAGCAGGUUAGCAGUCCUAUGCACUCAGAGAAGCAAGCCCCACUUGGAGCAGCAUGGGAGGUGGCAGACUUUCAGCCAGAGCAGGUGGAGACCCAACCCAGAGUGAUGUCUCUGGAGGGAGCUGAAAGCCUCCACUCAGGACACCAGGAGCAGCUGAACCAAAAGAGAGAGCUUCGGCCCUUACCCAAGAAUGCUCGGCCUUCUCCCUGGGUUCCUCCUCCUGCUGAUGAAUGGAACACCAUAGAUCAGGAAGUAACAGCCACACGAGUUCCUGCUGGGUCCCAGGGACCAGUGAAAGAUGUCCACAUGGCAAGAGCUUUUUCCUACAAAAAGAGUGUGCGUCAGAUUCCUGCUCACAGAGACCUCUACCAGGAUAUUAGAAAGGAGAGUAUUGGGAACAUGGUCUCCCUGGGAAACACAGUGUCUACAGCUAACAAGAUGGCACAGUUGGAGCAAAGAAAGGAGCCAUGGACAAUAGGUCUACAAUCCCCUAAUAAGAGGAAUGUCCUACGAAGCAACUAUAUCAAGGAAAAGUCAGUUCAUGCUAUUCAGACCCCUGCAAGGAAUGCAGGGAAAACACGGAGAGAGCAGCAGCAGUGGGGUUUGGAAGAUGAAAAAAUAGCAGGCGUACAUUGGAGUUACGAGGAAACUAAGACUUUUCUUGCAAUUCUCAAAGAGUCUCGCUUUUAUGAAACACUUCAGGCCUGUCCCCGAAACAGCCAAGUAUAUGGUGCUGUAGCUGAAUGGUUGCGAGAAUGUGGCUUCCUCCGAACACCAGAGCAGUGUCGGACCAAGUUCAAAAGUCUACAGAAGAGUUAUCGAAAAGUGAGAAAUGGCCAUGUGCUAGAACCCUGUGCCUUCUUUGAGGACAUGGAUGCUUUGUUGAACCCUGCAGCUCAUACUUCAUCCACGGAUAAGCCGAAGGAGAUUCUGUCUCUCCCCAGACUAAAGAGAAUUGGUAUCAGUGCUAAAGAACAGAUCAAUUUGGUGGAGGAGGAAGAAGCCGCAGAAGAAUCUGAUGGUGAUGAAAUGGGUGUUGAGUUUAUCCAGAAGUCUGAGCUUCGUGGUGCUCCUGUAUUAUUUCAAAACCUGAGUGGUGUGCACUGGGGCUACGAGGAAACCAAGACUUUCCUUGACAUCCUCCGUGAGACUCGGUUUUAUGAAGCACUGCAAGCCUGUCAUCGGAAGAGCAAGUUGUACGGGGCCGUGGCUGAACAGCUGCGAGAGUGCGGCUUCCUCCGGACACCGGAACAGUGCCGGACCAAGUUCAAAAGCCUUCAGAAGAGUUACCGCAAAGUGAAAAAUGGUCACGUGCUAGAGUCCUGUGCAUUCUACAAGGAGAUGGAUGCCCUGAUUAACUCUCGGGCAUCUGCCUCUCCCACCAGCACCCCAGAGGAAGCCCCGUCACCCUCAAGUCAAGAAAGAGAGGACAUUGAGAUUGAACCCCAGGAACCUACGGGCUGGGAACCUGAGGAGGACUCACAGGAGGCAAUAGUUGAAGAUUCCAGCAGUGAGAGACUGAGCGAGGAGGAAAUUGUACAGGAGCCAGAAUUCCAGGGACCUCCAGGUUUACUGCAAAGCCCGAGUGAUUUUGAAAUUGGAAGUAGUAUCAAGGAGGAUGCAACACAGGUAAUAUAUAAGGACAUGGAGCAGCAUAGGGCAUUAAUAGAAAAGUCUAAAAGGGUUGUUUCUCAGAAUGCUGAUCCAGGUAAAUAUUGUAAAAGGGAAUGCAUCUCAGGAAGACAAUGGGAAAACCUUCAAGGAGUCAGACAGGGAAAACUGAUGUCUCAGCCUAGAGAUUUAGGGAAAGCUGUUGUGCAUCAGAGGCCUUUCAUGGGGAAAAGGCCCUACCGACUUCUCAAAUACGGAGAAAGCUUUGGAAGGAGUGCUCGCCUCAUGUGCCGGAUGACCCACCAGAAGGAAAAUCCUUAUAAGUGUAGUGUCUGUGGGAAGUGCUUUGGUAGAAGCAGGAGUCUAAUCAGACACCAAAGAAUCCACACAGGAGAAAAACCUUUUAAAUGUCUUGACUGCGGGAAAAGCUUUAACGACUCCUCAAACUUCGGUGCCCACCAGAGAAUCCACACAGGAGAGAAGCCCUACAGAUGUGGAGAGUGUGGGAAAUGCUUCAGUCAGAGCUCGAGUCUCAUUAUACAUCAGAGAACCCACACUGGAGAGAAGCCCUACCAGUGUGGAGAGUGUGGGAAAAGCUUUACCAACAGUUCUCAUUUCAGUGCCCACAGGAGAGUCCACACUGGUGAGAAUCCCUACAAAUGUGUGGAUUGUGAGAAGAGUUUCAAUAACUGUACGAGAUUUCGAGAACAUCGGCGAGUACACACUGGAGAGAAGCCCUACGGGUGCGUCCAGUGUGGCAAACGUUUCAGUAAGAGUUCUGUUCUCACUAAACAUCGGGAGGUUCAUGUGAGAGAAAAGCUUCUGCCAUACCCUCCAGCGCUCUAUGCCCCAGAGAACCCACACAAGGGAAAGACUGAUGAAUUCAGGCAAACUGUUUGAUGACGAUCUCUUCUCUUCCUAAAUGUCCCCUUAGCCAUUUUACCCUAAUCUCACUC